AUGGCAUCUAUACCUUAUUUUGGAAUCAUUGAAGAGAUUUGGGAAGUUGAUUUCAUUAAAUUUAAAGUUCCUGUUUUUAAAUGUAAAUGGAUUGACAUAAAUAGUGGCGUCAAAACUGAUGAAUUUGGUUUUACAUUAGUGGAUCUUGAAAAGGCAACUUAUACGGAUGAGCCCUUUAUUAUGGCAUCUCAAGCAAAACAAGUCUUUUAUGUUUGUGAUCCUUCUAACAAAAAGUGGUCAGUGGUUCUUCAAGGUAAAAAAGUACAUGAGCCCAAUGAGAGUCUAUAUUCAACCCUAGAUAUUUUUGAGAGUCCUUUUUCUCAAAGGAAGCCAACUUCCAUUGAAGAAACUAUAGCAGAUGACGUGCACAUGGAUGAUCCAUCAGCUCCUUCACAAAGAGAGAAUGAGACCCGGCCUACUAAAAAGAGGGGUAGACAUGGCACACGAAUGAAAAAAUUGUGUUUACGUGAGAAUGGUGUAAAGAUACCAAUUGAUUUCGAUCCAAGGACCAAAAUACCUUUAGGGGAGAACAGAAAAAAGUUCAAGAGUCAUGUGGGUGCUAUUGCUCGAAACAAAGUCAGCAUUUUGGAGGAAUAUUGGGAUAAUGUAGAUUCAAAAGUGAAGGAUCACAUCUGGGACGAUAUCAUGGAGCAAUGGGAAAUCCGUGAUACCGAUAUUGGAGUAUUGAAAAUAAAAUGGAUUUCCUAUGCGGGUGAGCGUUGGAGGGCUUUUAAAACAGCCCUAACCAGGAGAUAUUUAAAUGAUGGAGAAUUGAGUGACACAUCUCCACUCGAAAAGUAUCCUUUUCUUGAUGAGGAAACAUGGGAGAAGUUUAAGAAGAUGCGAGAGGAUCCUUCCUUUCUGGAGAAAAGAAAAAGGGGAAAAAUGGUUCAAGCUUGUAAUAAAUACCCCCACAUCAUGUCUCGUGGGGGAUAUGAGUUGAUUGAGGAAAAGAUGAUGCAAGAGAAAAUAAAACAAAGACAAGAGUCAGGAGAUUCCCUACUUACACCUCCAUCUCCACCAAAACGCCAUGAGAAAUGGAUAAGAGGACGAACAAAACAAUCAGGAGAGUACACAUCGGAAGAAACACGACUUGUUGCAGAUAAAAUUGAUUCUCUGGUUCAAAAAGAAGCUGAAGGAAGCUUUGUUCCUCAAGGACGUCAAGAUAUCUUGACGGAAGCGAUUGGGCAACCUGAACACCCUGGACGUGUUCGUGGUGUUGGUCGAGGUGUUGGAAUUCGAGACUAUUUUGGUCCACAUCCUCAUAAUGUUUCCUCUACCUCACCUGUUUUAAAUAGCAAACAAAUAGAGGCCAUAAAAUUAGUGCUUACAAAGGAGAUUCGAGAACAAGUGAUGCGGGACAUAUCGUCAAUGCCGGCUUUCUCUCAACAAUAUCCAAAUUUCCCGGUUUGUUCUCCUAAUACCACUAUACGUGCGAGCACGAAUGGUAGUUGUUCAGCAAUGCCGCAUAUGCAAGAGGAUGAGGAGGAUAUCCCUGAAGAGUGUGAAUUAUAUGUUGAUAAGAAACAUCACGUAGUGGCAUAUGCAAAUGUGUAUAAGUUGGGGCCCAUCAUACAUAAUCAAUUGUUAGAUAAUGAUAUGGCAAGGGUGGCGAUAACCAAGGUGCUAGAUUCAAAUGUUCAAGUCCCUAUGCCCACGGAUGAGGUGACAACGGUUGGUGAGGCUCUCAACAAUUUCAUUCAAUGGCCGAAAAGACUUUUGCGUCUUGUUACUAAUAAGGAUGUUGAAGGAAAUAAAAAAGAUUACAUUCCAUCUAAAAGGUCAGAAUCUGAAAACACGGGCGCUGAAAAAUUGAUGUUAAAGAUAAUGUCGCGAAAAGAUGCUGUGAAGUUCAAGUUGGAAGGGGAUGAUUUUUUUUAUCUCCCAAUCAAAGAUAUUAUGGAGUUGUGUAUGAAGACACAAGAUUUACGCAUCUCUAUUCUACGUAUAUGGCUGCUGUAUAUAAAACAGCUUUGUACUCAGUUGGAAAAGAGUAACAUGUAUGGUUUUAUUGAUCCAAAUUUCAUUCAACCACAAAAUGAUCGAGCCAGUUCUCAGUCUCACAUAACUGAAAAGCUGUUUGAAAAUGACAAAGACUGUUUUUUUGUACCAUACCUCAACAACCAUCAUUGGCAAUUGCUCAUUAUUGAGCCAAAGAAACAAAAUGUAGUCUUCCUAUGUUCGAUGGGUUUGAAGCCAGAGAAAAACAUUGUUUUUAUUGUUGAUUCAGCCAUAGAUGGAUAUAAUAGGUUGAAAGGUUCGAGAAAACAGAGAAAGCCAACAUGGAACAUUAAUCUCAAAGUAAGUUAA
This is a messenger RNA of Vicia villosa (hairy vetch), 2310 nucleotides long. RefSeq lists its product as uncharacterized. Bases 1 to 2310 code for a protein of 769 amino acids. The record is from RefSeq and is a predicted model, not a curated record. The transcript is spliced from 9 exons. Lineage: Eukaryota; Viridiplantae; Streptophyta; Magnoliopsida; Fabales; Fabaceae.